Messenger RNA from Loxodonta africana (African savanna elephant), 1749 nucleotides. RefSeq names its product family with sequence similarity 98 member B (gene TSLIG3B). The transcript is spliced from 8 exons. The record is from RefSeq and is a predicted model, not a curated record. Bases 61 to 1326 code for a protein of 421 amino acids. Gene Ontology annotation, cellular component: tRNA-splicing ligase complex. Lineage: Eukaryota; Metazoa; Chordata; Mammalia; Proboscidea; Elephantidae.
CGGUGACGCAAGUUUCCGGCGGGCUCCUUUGAGCGCUGAACAGCUUUGGGCCCAAGGACCAUGCGAGGGCCGGAGCCGGGUCCCGAACCUACCAUGGAGGGUGACGUGCUGGACACACUAGAGGCGCUAGGGUAUAAGGGACCACUGUUAGAAGAGCAAGCUCUGAUCCGGGCAGCAGAGGGCGGACUGUCUUCACCUGAAUUUUCAGAGCUCUGUAUUUGGUUAGGCUCUCAAAUAAAAUCAUUGUGCAACUUGGAAGAAAGUAUCACCUCAGCUGGGAGAGAUGACCUAGAAAGCUUCCAGCUUGAGAUAAGUGGUUUUUUAAAAGAAAUGGCAUGCCCGUAUUCUGCACUUGUAUCAGGAGAUAUUAAAGACCGUUUACAAAAGAAGGAUGACUGUUUGAAACUUCUAUUAUUUUUAAGUACAGAGCUUCAAGCUUUACAGAUACUUCAGAACAAGAAAAGUAAAAAUUCUCAUUUAGAUAAAAAUAAUGAAAUUUAUCAAGAAGUUCAAGCUAUCUGUGAUACCCUUGCUAUACCCAAGUCAACAACUUCUGACAUUCCACUUAUGCUAAGCCAAGUGGAAUCAAAGGUGAAGGAUAUUCUCUCAAAAGUCCAGAAAAAUCAUGUGGGAAAACCACUGCUGAAAACUGAUUUAAAUCCAGAACAGGCGGAACAACUGGAGAGAAUCAAUGAUGCUCUUUGCUGUGAAUAUGAAUGCCGCCGCCGGAUGCUAAUGAAACGUUUAGAUGUGACAGUGCAGUCCUUUGGGUGGUCUGAUAGAGCAAAGGUAAAAACAGAUGACAUAGCAAGAAUUUACCAGCCUAAGCGUUAUGCUUUGUCACCCAAGACGACUAUUACAUUGGCACAUUUAUUUGCUGCUCGUGAAGAUCUAUCCAAGAUCAUUAGGACAAGUAGUGGCACCAGCCGGGAGAAGACAGCAUGUGCCAUUAAUAAGGUGCUGAUGGGAAGAGUACCUGACCGGGGAGGACGGCCAAAUGAAAUUGAACCACCGCCCCCUGAAAUGCCUCCAUGGCAAAAGAGACAAGAAGGCGGUGGAAGGGGCGGUUGGGGGGGUGGUGGUGGUGGUGGGAGAGGAGGUGGUGGGGGUGGAAGGGGAGGCUGGGGUGGUGGAGGAGGUUGGGGAGGUGGAGGAGGAGGGGGAGGAGGGUGGGGAGGAGGAGGUGGUGGAGGUGGUAGCAGAGGAGGAGGUUUCCAAGGCAGGGGAGAUUAUGGCGGGAGAGGGGGCUAUGGUGGGAGAGGGGGCUAUGGUGGAAGAAGUUAUGGAGAUCCAUAUGGGGGAGGUGGUGGUUAUAGAAGAUACUAAAAACUGCAGAAGUUAGGUAGCAGUGCUUACUUCUUGAUAGAUACAUUAAGCGUAGUGUUUUAAAUAACAUACUCGGAUAUCAUUUUUGAAGUAAACACAUGUUAGAUGCUCUGAUAUCAUUCUUGAAUCGGGUCGACGUGUAAGAGCAUUGUUUUAUACUACCAUUUGAUCUCUUGGACGAAGUGAUGUUUUUUCCCUCAUAUUCUAUGUACCCUUGAGCAUGUUGUGUCUUUUUAAAAAACAAAAAAUGAACAAAAAUAAUUUUUAAAAAUGUAAAUAUUUAUUACCAUCAAACUUGGAAAAUGGAAAGUAUUUUAUUGUCAUGACUGAAUUUAGAUUGUCACCUGUAUUUUAUUCAGGUUCGAGACACGUAAGUGAUCCCAUCUGUAAUGGAAAGGAAUAUAGACUACUGCCACAUUCGUA